Molecule: messenger RNA, 5095 nt
Organism: Heterotrigona itama
Lineage: Eukaryota; Metazoa; Arthropoda; Insecta; Hymenoptera; Apidae
Source: the annotation of a GenBank genome assembly
AUGCGUGCCAGCGCGCGAGAGCAUAUGGGAAGUUAGUUUUUUCUUGUAUCUGUUUGCAGAGGAACCAGUUCUACCUCAGACCUUACCACCCGGUGUCACGCAAAAGGAUGUCGAGCUGUUCAAGGAUGCCCGGGAGAGAGCGGCUCGAUUAACCGCCGCGAACGGCGACGGCGUGGAAACGACGACAGUAGUGAGCCUAGGGAACAGCACAGGGAAUACUGGGAAUACUGGGAGUGGCGUUAGGAAUCCCGCGGCCAUAGUUUUCGGCCGUUACGAAGUAGAGACCUGGUACUCCAGUCCGUUCCCCCAGGAGUAUGCAAGACUACCGAAAUUGUUCUUCUGUGAAUUUUGCUUGAAGUACACGAAGAGUCGAGCUGUACUUGAUCGACACAUGGACAAAUGCCAAUGGAGGCAUCCUCCGGCUACUGAGAUCUACAGAUGCAACGGAUUGUCUGUAUUCGAGAUCGAUGGUAACGUGAACAAAAUAUACUGUCAAAAUCUGUGUCUGCUGGCGAAAUUGUUCUUGGAUCAUAAAACCCUGUACUACGACGUCGAACCAUUUCUGUUCUACGCAGUAACGAAAAACGACAAGUAUGGCUGCCAUUUGGUUGGCUACUUCAGCAAAGAGAAGCACUGUCCCGCGCAGAGAUACAACGUAUCGUGCAUCAUGACAUUGCCGCAAUAUCAGAGACAAGGAUUUGGCAGGUUUCUGAUUGAAUUUAGUUACCUCCUGUCGAAAGUGGAAGGCAUCCCCGGCACGCCAGAGAAACCUCUUUCGGAUCUCGGUCGAGUGUCGUAUCACUCGUUCUGGAAAAGCGUCGUGCUCGAAUAUCUUGACGCCCAUAGAAACUCCACGGAUAUCAAGCUGGGAGACAUAACGAAGGAGACCGGCGUGUCGGCACACGAUAUCGCAACUGCUAUGCAACUGCUGGGAUUCGUUAGAUCGGUCCAUUUACCCGGCGAGGGGAAUUCUAAAGUGGCUGUGGUAGUCGACUGGAGCAAAGUGGACGCUCACAUGGCGAAAAUACGAAAAAGUUCGCGUAUCAAGCUGGAUCCUGAUUGUCUCAGAUGGAUACCGCUGCUCACGCAGAUUCCCAAUCCAUAUCAAAGUACGGAAGAAAGUGGUGACACCAGUUCCGAGUCCUCACCGGUGGUGGAACCGAAACACGUACCGACGAUCGUCGAGAAGAUCCAAAAGGUUAAGAUUAAAAAGAAACCGAGAGGCAGGAGGCUAGGGCAGAGGCGAUCCUCGCCGUUGAAGCAGAAAGCCAGCACUCCGAAAUCGAGUGGACAGAAGGAUACCAUUUCCAAAGAUGCGAAAGAGUCGCGAGACGCAAAGACGCUGAAAGAGACGAGGGAAUCUAAGGAAACGAACGUGGCCAAGGAAGCGAAAGAGACGAGAGAAACGAAGGACACGGAGAAAAGGAGUCGAAACGCUGUUGCCACGGAAAAUGCUAAGGAAGCGAUGGAGGUGGAAACGAAGAGCGUUGCGACACCGUCGAGGAACUCUCGCGCACUGGCUGCUUCAAAAAACGUGAAUUCAAUGAAUUCAACGACGUCAUCUACGACAACGAUCACGACAACGACCACGACUACUACUCUAACGACAACUACGACCACGACCACGACGACGAUGUCCAGACGAAGGAUUAGAACACCAAAGACACCACUGGGCAGUGCCUCGGUAACGACGACGAUGACGACAACGACAACGUCGACUACUCCCCUGCGAAAACGAAAACAUUCCGAAAAGACUGAAGUUGAAGAAAAGGAGGAACGGUCCGAAGGUAGUAGUUCCCGAAAGAGAACUCGAGAAUCUUUGCGCGAAAAAGAAAAGGACAAAGAACGAGAGAGAGAAAAGGAGAAACUUAAGGAGCGUGACAAACCGAAAGAGAGGGAUAACCAUCCUAAAGAUAAGGACAAGGAUAGUACGAACGAGGUGGAGAAGUCGUCGUCCUCUAAGGCGAUUGAAUCGUCCGUCUCAUCGUCCGUUACGCAGAAACCUACGAAAAAGCAAUGCAAAGUAGACGAUAUUUUGUUAAAAGUGACCAGCCGACAAUCCAAGUUGCACUUGCAAACGAAACAGGCGAAAGAGAAGAAAAAUUUGGAGCAGAGCCAGUGUAACGGGAAAGAAGAGACAAAGGAGGUUAAAACGUUGCCGGUGUCGAGACGGGGAAGAGCAAAAGUCGAGAAGGAAGCCCUAAAAAUGCCACAGUUAAAACCGGAAACCCCAACGAAGAGCGAUCGACCCGAAACUCCCGUGAUACUUCCUCCAUCGUUAUCCCCGCCGCCAUACUCCGAAGAGACUGAAUCUCUCUUAAGUAUUAAGCAACAGUCGUCACCAGUCGUCGCAGAGCAGCUACUUACAACCCCAGCCAAGAAAGAGGUUUCUAACGCAGCAGAAACUGUAAAGAACAAAGACGAUGUUGUUGAAGAAACUGACAAUGCCGAUGGCGGUAGCACUGAUGACGCCUGCGGAUCGACCGUUCUUCCGGAAGUAGAAGCGACUGCGUCUGCUAGCCCAGGAGAAUACGAGGGAGGAGACGAGGACGAGGGCGAAGAAGAAGUACCUGCACCGAAAUUGAAAUCUAUGACACACGCGAAAAGCGAUUUGAGCGGACGAACUGAGAAAUCAGAAGACAAUGCGCAUGAGAAGAAGCUCGAAGACGAGAGCAACGCCUCCUUCGCGUCGAAGCCGACGUCUGAAUCGGAAUCGGCUGUAUUAGAGGAAGAAGUACAAAGAGGAGAGGGCCAGGGCGAGGGUGAAGGAGCAGUAGAUAAGGGUGAAGGCGAGGCUGAAAGAGAGGAUGAAAUUUGUAGUUCGGAAACGUCAAAAUUGGUACCUGAUCUUUCUUCGCCUAAAGAAGAAGAAGAAAUCGAAAAGUUGAAAACUGUUAGUCAAGAUGUAGGUAGCUGUAGAGAAGCUAAUGGAGUUUCCGAAAGAUUAACGUUGAAGAAUUCGAAAGAAGAAUUGACGAGGCCAAAGAUAGAAACUUCACCUGCAACGCCCACGGAGAGGAAGGAGUCAUCCUCCGCUGUUUCCAAUAUCGCGUCGCCUGAAACAGGGCCGUUCACGCCGCAAGAGAAGGUGUUGCCCAUCAUCGAGCAGCAAGAAACUACCAUUCACCUGCAAACUCACUCGGAAGAAUUGAAACAGAAUUCGCCGGAAAGUGGCAAGACAACGCCACACUUGGACAAUCCCGGUUCGGUGAAACGGACACCGCCGUCGCAACCUGAUUUACCGUCUAUGGGAGUUUAUACGCCGGACUCGACCACGAAUUCGGUGCAUUCGUUGCAUUACGGCCAGUGCGACUUGGACGUCAGCCAGUUAGGACUGGAGUCGCCUACGUCGAUCGCUAGCGAUCUUGCGUCGCAGAAUAGCGUCGAGAGACCACCGAGCGCGUUGCCAUCGAUGCCAUCUUCUGUUAGUGUUCCAAUUUCGGUGCCCAUGCAAAUAACUACACCGGUCACAUCCGCCGCUGUAAAUAUUUCACCGCAAGUACAGUAUGCCGAUUGCUCAAUGCCUCAGCAUACACCGUCGACGCACGUCAAUAUUCAUCCAAUGCAUCAGCCACAUACGCCGCAGCCUCUUCAGCAGCCACGUACACCGCAGUCUCACACGCCUCAAAGUAUGCAAACGCAAAGCCCUCAACCCCUUCCGCAGAGUCAUACGCCACAGCCGUUACCUCAGUCUCACACGCCGCAGCCACUCUCUCAGUCUCACACGCCGCAAAGUAUUCCGACGCAAAGCCCUCAACCGAUGCGACAGAGUCACACGCCGCAGCCUUUACCACCGUCCCACACACCUCAACCGAUGCAAUUGUCUCUGGCUCAACAAACGCAAAAUCAAAGUAUGACGCACGGUCAGUCUCAGCAGCAGCAAUCUCAAGCCCAGCAGCAACAGUCCCAACAGCAACAACAGCAGUCGCAAACGCAGUCUCACAGUAACAAGAGGGCCAGCGGCUCGCAAACGACUCACAGAUCGAGGUCGGCGCAGCAGAGUAGCAGAUCGCAUCGGACCACACCUCCUACGUCGCAUGCUCAGGCCUCGUCCCAAGGUCAUACAACCUCUCACGCGACGAGUCACGCGAGCCACACGAGCUCGCACACGAGCCACACAAGCUCGCACACGAGCCAUACAACGAUCGCGCAUACAACGCAUGUACCGCCGCAGUAUCAGCAGUCCUCGUCGAUGAGCGUACCGCCUGUACCUCAUCCACAUUCUCAUACACACGCUGCUCAUUCGCACAAUAUGGCCGUUAUCUCGCAGGGGAAUUACAUGGCCGUCGCUUCGCAAACGUUCCCAACACAGAACACGUACGUGAUCCAGCAUCGAAGCAGCAGAUCCGGCGCACCGACACCAUGCACCACAGCGACGAACUUUUAUAUUCAGACGAGCGCGAUGCCACCACAUUCGCACACACCGGCGCCCUCCUUGUCAGCUUCUGGAAAUCACCAAACCACGAACUCAUGCAGUCUAGCAAAAUUGCAACAGCUGACGAACGGAUUGGAGAUGAUACCUCCUACACCUCCGCCGGCGAUGAACCUGACGCCACCGCCGCCCAUACCACACACUAUGACACCACCGCAAACGUCGAGGCAAUUGCCGACGCCGCCUCAAGUACCCCUUGGCUACGCAAAGAAUUACUAUAACGUCAAUACGGUUCCGCCUACUACUCCCGGACCACCCAGUAGAUCCACCUCGAGGUCAUCGGCGAACGCAAAUAUGCCGUCUCUGACACAACCGUAUCCGAGCGAGAGCCUGUAUCGUCAGACUCUCGAUCCUGGAAGUACCUGUCCUCAAAUGCAGAGCGCCGCUAGUAGAGUCAGUCCGAACGUAGCAAUAAAUACGAAUCUCAUGGCGCAGUAUGGCUAUCGCGUGGCACAGCCUGGCACCGGCUACAUGAAUCAAGCGGCGCAGCUCGGUGGUUUCAUGAAUCAAGCCAGCCAGUUGCCUGUCGGAGUUGUCAAUGUACCUGCACCGUACCCUCAGGAUCCUCAUCAGCAAAAUCCAGCAACGGUGUACACGACGUAUCACGGCUACAUAAAUGGCGGUCUUAUGCAGCCUUUGAAUAGUUCGAUGAGGCCACGUUAG